Molecule: messenger RNA, 3003 nt
Organism: Necator americanus (New World hookworm)
Lineage: Eukaryota; Metazoa; Nematoda; Chromadorea; Rhabditida; Ancylostomatidae
Exons: 4
Coding region: 1-3003 (1000 amino acids)
Source: RefSeq, a predicted model, not a curated record
AUGCACGCCGAAAGUAUACUCCGUCUCCUGCUCAUGUCCGAAUGGAACAAUAUCAACGUUCCUAAACAACAAGCACAACAAACUGCCAAUAAUCACUCAACAAACAGCAAUAAUAAAAGAAGACCUGAUGGUCAAAGCAAAGACAACAAUUUGCUCAGCGCUCAUCCUCCAAUAAUACUCCGCCAGCAAAUCGGUAUCGCAAAAAGACAACUGCGAAAAGCACUUGAAGAGUCACAGACUGAGCACGCCGAAGAAGUUCAAAUCCAACAACUCAAGGAUGACGAUAUACUAGCCGCAUAUGAAGAACAUACGUCGGCGCACGACUCUCUGCAUCGCCUGUAUUCGCGUCUCGACCGUGUACGGAAACAGUGGCAGGGUCUACUACGAACCAAUCUAGAAGAAGAAGAUAUUCUGCAACAGUACAUCACAAAAUAUGGCGACUUCCUUCUUCUACUCAACGAUGCCGUCUCUACAUUGGAAAGACUCGAUCACGAGCGACCGCUUAUCCAAAAAGGAACUAAGAAAAAGGGACUUGAAUUUCGAGCCUCCACUUUGAGAGGACGAACACUGCAGACCAUCAAAGGACUCUCCAUAGCUGCUACCAACUACCCAAUUGCAGUCGAAAUCCUGAAGAAUCACUUCGAUGACCGCGUGACAACACGUCACAUCCUCUACACUCGUCUAGCUUCUCUACCACCUUACGACAAAGACGGACGUAACCUCUUUGCACUUUACUCGCAAAUGUACGCUCUCGUACGACAAUUCACUACAUACAAAGAUGACUCAAAAGAAUACGCGCUCGGAGCCAUCCUGCUGAAUAAGCUUCCACGUCGCAUCCGCAGCCGCAUUUACGACGGAGGCAAAAACCAAGAGAAUCUUGUACCGACGGAACUUCUGAGGAUACUAACCAAAAUUGUCAGAAAGGAGACAACACUCGAAGAAAUGGAGGACCAUCGCGACUACACCAAUGAACUUCAUAUGAACGCAUCGUACCAGCGUCACUACAAGACGAAUACGAUACCCAAUACAGAGGAGCCCAAAUUCUCGGCAGUAAGAGGAAAACCUAAAGGAGUAAAAAAAGACCAGUCAAUUCUGCGGAAGCGGUGCACACACCUCCUUCACGUGUUCAACGUAUUCUUCUCCAAGAGAACGCUUGAAGCAAUCAGAAAUGAACACGAUGAGCAAAUUCAUACGAACAACACGGAAAGGACGCAAGAGAUCCAGGGCCUCAGAAGAAGACCGUUGCAGGAAGAAGAAAAUUCACAAUUGUCUCAUUCCUACGCAGCAGAGGUGUUCAAUUCAGACAUGAAGAGCAACGAAACCCUCCUGCUGUGUGUGCAGGUAACGCUAUUCAACUCUGCUCAACCGCAUGAACGUAUCAACACCUUCGCCUUUCUCGACAGUGGCUGCUCCUCAACUUUCAUCACGAACUACAUUGCCAGAACACUUCACCUUCAAAUCGAAAAUGAACAGGAAAUUUCACUUCAAACCUUCGCCGCAGCUGGAGCGCAAACGCAUUCAUCUAGUAAUGUGAAAGGAGGACUUAUCUUGGAGAACUACGAGACGGAGAUAUUGAACGCCAAAACUCUGGAAUUCCUCAACGAGAAGAUAGAAAUGAAGCUCAUGAAUCCAUAUGGACGAGACGACCAUCACACAUGGACGACCGAAGAACCACCUGGUAUAGUUAUUGGAAAUGACUACUUCUGGGAGCUCGUACUCUCCAACAACUUCUACAUGAAGACACUACCGAAUGGAUACAAUCUCAUCCACACGCGACUGGGCAACAUCAUGAGCGGAAAACCUCUCCAGAAUCACCAGUCUUUCAUGGCCUUGAGCGACAUCAGAACUCUCGAAAAUCCGCUACAACACCAGAAACUAGAGGAACUAGUGGAAAAAUUCUGGUCACUCGAAUCAGCUGGAAUAUCCGACGAUGUCUCCCGCAGCGAUGAUGACAAGUGCCUUCAAGAAUUCAACGAUACCAUUUACUUCGAUUUCGAUGAGGGACGUUACAUGGUUCGUCUACCAUUCAAGGAAGACAUCUCUGAAUUAUCGAACAAUUUCGAUCUGGCCAUCUCUCGCCUCAGGAGCACCGUGGCAACGUUAAGCAAACAACCAGGGCUUCUAGAAAGACAUCACAAUAUCAUAGUGGAGCAACUGGAAAGAGGAAUCAUCGAAGAAGUUGACGACAACGACAAUACGAGACCGUGUCACUAUCUUCCACAUCAUGGAGUAAUAUCGGAAACAAGCAAAAACAAGAAACUCAGGUGCGUGUACGAUGGAUCCGCCAAAACGAAAGGGAGAAGGAGCCUUAACGAAGUUCUCUACAGAGGACCAGUACUCCUCCCAGAAAUGGCCGGUAUUCUCCUUCGAAUUCGCUUUAUGGAAAUUCUACUCAUUGGCGAUAUUGAAGAGGCGUACCUCAUGGUAGGCCUGGAUGAAGACAGCAGAAAUUUCACCAGAUUUCUGUGGCUUCGCGACCCUUCGCUAGGAAUGCAAGAAGGCAAUAUCGUCACCUAUGUCUUCAAAAGGGUAACCCUCGGUCUCAUUACUUCACCGUUUCUUCUUGCAGGAACGAUUCAUUACCACCUAUGCAACUACAAUACCCCUCUAGCUCAGAAGAUCCUGCGCAACAUCUAUGUGGAUAACCUCUUCCUCGAAGCCACCAAUAUUGACGACGAAGAAAUAUUCAGGCAAGCUGGUAUGAAUGUUCGAGAGUUACCCAGCAAUGACUCAUCUUUCAACAAGUUUCUGGAAAAAGCCGAACGUACACCAGUUGACAAAACGAUGAAGAUAUUAGGACUUCAAUGGGAUACUGAAGCAGACAGCCUCAUCCACGGAACUGAACACCACAUGGACGAAAAGGAAGGUGCUCAAACAUGUUGCAAGCAUAUACGAUCCUCUUGGAUGGGUAUCCCCAUCAACUCUCAUUGCAAAAGCAUUCGUCCAGAAACUGUGGAAAACUCAACUCCCAUGGGAUGCAGUACUACCAUAAGAACUCUCUAA